Scleropages formosus (Asian bonytongue) is the source of this 4944-nucleotide messenger RNA. It is a transcript of the gene cplx1, whose product is annotated as complexin 1. Bases 414 to 818 code for a protein of 134 amino acids. The record is from RefSeq and is a predicted model, not a curated record. NCBI's taxonomy places the organism in Eukaryota, Metazoa, Chordata, Actinopteri, Osteoglossiformes, Osteoglossidae. Gene Ontology annotation, biological process: synaptic vesicle exocytosis; regulation of neurotransmitter secretion; neurotransmitter transport. Gene Ontology annotation, molecular function: syntaxin binding. The transcript is spliced from 4 exons. Gene Ontology annotation, cellular component: terminal bouton; SNARE complex.
GGGAUGUGUCUCACCUGGACGCUGAAAGUUUGCACGUUCGGCAGGAUCGCCGGCGCUCCCGAAGUCCACACAUCAUGCGUUCCCACCCCCCGCGCUGAAACAAGUCCCGCAAAACUUGACGCCCUUCUUCGCCUCGGCGGGCAGAAGAGAAGGAAGGACGCCGCCGCGGACCGAGCGAGAUAAAAACUCUCCUUCAGAGUGGAAAAAAGAGGAGCGCGUGCGCUGCUCACAUGAUAAAAGCAUCUUUACCGCGAGUCCUGUUUGAUAAUCCAUCGCCAGCCUCCGCAAAACCACCGCGUAACCACACCACAACGUUUUCAUAACGCUGUGGCACCCAGGGACCCCAUCCUCGCUCACCCUGAAUGUGAAAUCAUCCAGAACCUGAAGGCAGGAACUCAAAGCCAUCCACCACCAUGGAUUUUGUCAUGAAACAAGCGCUGGGAGGGGCCACCAAGGACAUGGGGAAGAUGCUGGGUGGCGAAGAGGAGAAGGACCCCGAUGCCCAAAAGAAGGAGGAGGAACGGCAGGAGGCCCUGAGGCAGCAGGAGGAGGAGCGAAAGGCCAAAUACGCCAGGAUGGAGGCGGAGAGGGAGUCGAUUCGACAAGGCAUCAGAGACAAGUAUGGGAUCAAAAAGAAGGAGGAGCGCGAGGCAGAGGCACAGGCGGCCAUGGAGCAGGCCUCCGAGGGCAGUCUCACCCGUCCCAAGAAGGCCGUGCCCGCAGGUUGCGGAAAUGAUGAGGAGGAGGAAGAGGGCAUCAUGGACACCGUGAUGAAAUACCUCCCCGGGCCACUCCAGGACAUGUUCAAUAAGAAGUAACAGAGUUACUCAUCCAUAUCAGAGUGGUGCCCCUUCGUUUAUAUACCAUCAUCCCCACCCCCCUGCUCCCCCCAGAGACUUAGAUUAUAGCUGAACAUUAAUCAUGCACCCACCUAUUUCAUUUGUAAAUAGCCUCUGGUUUAAAAUUAUUAAAAAAAGGAAGAUAUAUAAGUUACUAAAUGAUACUAAAAUUACUAAGAGUAUAAGCCAUAAUUUUACCUAUGAAGAAAUUCUCAGAAUCCUAUCACUGCGGUGUUAGUGCUUUUCGUUGUGUUAAUUUCCGCUACACAUAUAUACAUGCAGAAUGUAUGUAUGUUCAUAUAUUUCAUAAACAUUCUCCGUGUGAAUGUACACAUAUGUUGUCAUUCAUUCCAUGAGCAUAGAUGUGACCCCACAAUGUCAAGAAACGAACAACGUAUUCAAAAUAUAGUUUCCAAGCAUGCUGGCGAUGAUAUUUUUUUGCGAAUAUACAGUAUACUUAAAAGUCUACGUUUAGUUGGCCUUUUCUGGUGAGUUACAUAAAGAUUUGACGCAAUAAUUAUGGUUUUUGUCCUCACACGUACACUUCAGCCGCCAUUUGACAUAUGAGAUAUACACGUUAGUUUUGAAUAUUUAGUCGUUGACAUUAUCUUUGAAUGGACACCCAUCCUGCUUCGUGAAGCAUCCAUUACACAUACAGCUGGAGCUACGGGCCAGUUAGUCUCGGUGCUUUUUACCCUGCUGAAAAAGCUCUGUGGACUUUUAAGUUUAAACAUCGUGCAAGAGUGAAAAUAUGCUGACAGCAUGCAAGCUACUACACAAACAAUUGGAAAUAGAGGGCUAUAUAUAUUUCGUUUUUCAUAAAUGUAAAUAUAGAGGUGUUCGGUGGUGCAUAGAAGAUUUCUGUUUCUGGUCAAAAUCAUGAUGUGCAUAUAAGUUUAUUUGGGAGAGAAAAAAAAAAAAAAAAAAAAACAGACUAUGACAACGGUGCAAUAUUGUCCUUAAUGAGGCUGUCCUGUAUCGCUUGUUUAAUUGACGGGACUGCGAUCCCAGAUCAGCAAUAACAGACAGCCCUCGGUGUUGUGUGCGUUGCUUAAUAUGUAGAAUCCGUGUUCACAUACAGUCUUCUUUCUCCUGCUGCUUGCGACACAUCGAUGUGGCCGUGAGGAUGCGAGACUAGCUUAGAUCGUGCACAUGUUGGAUUGUGUUCAUCAGAACAUAAUUGAAAGGAUGUUGUUGCUUUUGACAAGAGCACAUUAGUGCAACAUUAUGUACAUAAAUUAGCGUAAGUCCACGUGUGAUUUUCUGUUUUGCAAAAAAAAAAAAAUAAAAAAUUAUUUAGACAAUGGUCUAACCUUAAAAAACAUCAGUUUGACUAAUACUAGAGGAAGGCUGUGCCUGUGGGCUAGUAGUGAAGAAAUAGCAAAAACUAAUUUUCUAGGAUAAUUAGUUGUGAUGUUAAAAAAUUAAAAGUCAUCUUUUGAAGAGCCUUGGAUGGGUUUGUAUACACUCAAAGUAAGACAAAAGUUUUGUGACCAUGUCUUACUUCUAAACACUGUAAAUUAUGAAGGGGGGUAUGAAAGUAAUGCGAGGCAUUAGAUUUAAGCGUAUUUGUCUUAUAGCAGUCAUUUAUGUUGUCUUUCAUGUUAAGUGAUCGAUACGAUAUUCAAGUUCAGUUGUUGACAGACUUUGGACAGAACUGUAGAGCUGCACCCAAGAAACCUGAGUUUGAAGCUUUUAGGCGUUUGUUGUCUUGUCUAUUUGUUUUAUUGUUAGCCUUUUCCCGAAUAUUCGAGACAUACUCGUAGUCUUGUAGUGUUGUAUAUAGUAUAAACGAAAAUUUUCAACUAGCCACAUAUAACCUAACUGGGAACAUGCAAAAGUUAUAUGUCAUGUAUUCAUUCUUAAAUUAUUUAAAUUAAAUUUAACGUUUAAAAAAAGAAGAAGAUUCCAAAACAUUCCAGAUAUUCAGAACAUUCCACCUGGUUUCUGCUGGAUACAAAAAAGUAUUUUGCAGAAUCUGCGAAGAAAGUUGCCAGAAUCAGCGAAUAAGGAAUGACCAUUAGGUUGGGACGGGAGAUAUAAACACUCCAUAAAUAAAUGUGGUAAAAUCACAGUAACACUCUGCGCUAAUAAAUUAUUCUUUUCCUAUUAAUAACCAAGAGACAUUCUUGGAGAACUCCUUUUGAAUGCCUUCAGCCAGUGUUGAAACCACAAACCGAAGGCAAGUGACAGGAAUUGCCUAGCCAGGUCAUUUUUAUCUGUCGUUUGUCUAAACGGUUUAAUUGUUUUAUCUGAACAGCUACGUACACGUGUGGGAUGAGCUGUUUGACUGUCAUCAUCCGGCAGCGGAUGAUGAUUGUUUUAAGGAUUGUUUCUGUAUGUACGUCGCCCCUGGGGCGCACGAACACAGUCAACAUUUUGUGAUGUAAAACCUGCACAGAUGCUUUAUAGAAAAUCCGAAUGUUGCGUACAGUAACACCAUCACCCAUAAAUUGGUUAACUUAGUAAGAUCCUGCGUGAUGAUCACGUUUCAUAAGUACAACAGUAAACAAAGACGUAAAAACAAAGUAGAGAAACGGGCACUAUUUACAUUUCAUUUUCUGCUUUAAUGAAAUUCCUUUUUUCUUAAAGCAGGGCUAAAUCAAGGGAACCACCGAAGACGACAAUUUGCGAAUAUAUUUAUAUACCCGUACAGGCAAUGAAGUGCAAGACAGUUCUGCUGGCACUUUUUACUUCAGCCGACGUGUCUGAUGCUUCUGAUCUUUUUGUGUGGUUUAACUCUGCUAUAUAUUAAAGCACACCAAAAAAAUCCAGUAUAGAAGGUCAAAGUAUUUUUGUCACAGUAACAGUAAUAAAUUUACUUUACAUUGUAAUAUAUAUCCAUACGUGUGAUUUUUACAGAAUCGUGUAAAACAGCUCAUCGGCCUUAGGUGACGUGACAAUAAUGGACUAUAAGACAACUAAUAUCAUGUUCUGCAACCUUCCCACACUAUUCUGUGCGAAGUGAUCAGUAAACAAAUUAUUAAACAUCCCAGGAUUUUAUUUUUGGGCACAUUGGGUAGACGUCUCCUUUGAGGACCUAUUUGUGUCCGAGGGAGGUACGCAUUAAAACACUAACCAUGUGUCAUUUUUACACCAUUUAUGUAGUUGUUAACAUUUACCAGCUGACACUUUACGUAUACAAACAUUUCAAUUAAACCAAAGAGUGUUUUUUUUUUUUUUUUUUUACAUAUUUCAUGCAUCUUUUUUGUGUGUCACAUGUUCAUGCAUUGCAGAAGAUUUAAUACAAUCUCAGGUGUUGUUAUUUGUGCAUGAUCCACAUCUUAUUUUUCUUGUGCUCAUGUUUCUUUUUUUUUCGCAUGCAUGCGGUUUCCUCAUGUGACAGUUAAAGAAUUGUUAGAAACCCAUAAAAGUUAUUGAACCACGUCUUUCCCCGUGAGUAUCGGCAAAUGUUCGGCGAUCUGGCCCUUUGGAUGCCCUUUGAGCAUCUUCGACCGCAGCGCUCAGCCCUAAAAUCCCCGCAGUGGCGCCGGCCGCUGACUUCUCCGCAUCUUUUCUCGUCAAAUCCCUGACGCCCAUAAAGACUUUGCGACUCUUGCCCAGAGAAGUUAGAGUCUCAACUGCUCACUGCCUUUUGUACUGCAGAUCUGCCAGUUUCCAGUGUCUUUAUUUGAGGCUUUUGUGUACGAUAUUCCAUAUAUUACUAUGACAAUUAUUAUUAGACUGUGAUUCAUAAAUAUUAGCAACUAGGUCAAACGUGACUAGAAAUAUGUGUGUGUGUCAUAUGAUCCGUUGUAGUGCAGGAAGAGUCGCUGUGUAUCUGUCUGCCGCCGUCUGCUGUUGGCGGCUCCACUCAGCCCACAUGCACCACACCUUUACAGAUAUGCUCAGAAAACUCUAUCAGCGUAAUAACUGCCUGACAAAUAAAAGAUUAAAAAAAAGAAAAAGCUGAAAAUAAUCCUUUCGGUGUGACCUGAAUGUGACUGUUAAAUGUUGCUCUGCGUCCCUUGUCUUCCAGCGUGUUCCAGGAGAUGUUGAUCCUGCUGUUUUUUUCCACGUGUGUAAAUGUACCUGUUCGUGUCCCCUGGUGCUCGUACUCGACUGUAUUUGGGUGUAAUCGCUGUACUGGGUGCACUCUCCCGUG